This is a messenger RNA of Rhodotorula graminis WP1, 1907 nucleotides long. RefSeq lists its product as uncharacterized. The coding region runs from base 1 to 1881 and encodes 626 amino acids. The record is from RefSeq and is a predicted model, not a curated record. NCBI's taxonomy places the organism in Eukaryota, Fungi, Basidiomycota, Microbotryomycetes, Sporidiobolales, Sporidiobolaceae. The transcript has 12 exons.
AUGGAUCCCGAGAAGCUGCCGCAGCAGCCGGCGGCAUCGCUGCCAGCCCGCCAUGCCCGCACCAAGCAGGCCCUCCUCGUCGUCGCCGCUCUCGUCCUCGCCGCCAUUCACAGCGCCCGCUUGUGCUUCAACACCUCGACGACGGCCACGCUCGUCCAGCCGGGCGGCGGUAUCUGGUGGAGCCAGUGCCCAGACGACUCGACGACCUACUGCGGCUUCCUCAACGUCCCUCGCGACUAUACCGACCCGAAGGCAGACGACCUUGUCUCGCUCGCACUGCGCAUGAUCCCGGCGACGGUCCCGCCGAAAGAGCGGCUCGGUUACCUCUUCACGAAUCCAGGUGGUCCUGGUGGAUCUGGCACGCUCGCCAUCCUUCACUUCGGCACCAUACUGUCUCGCAUCGUCAGCGGCCGCUACAACAUCAUCUCGUGGGACCCACGCUCGGUCAACCUCACAUCGCCGGGCCUCGAGUGCUUCGCGAGCGAGGGCGACGCGAACCGGUUCCAGCGCGACGUCGAGCACGCCGGGCUCAGCUAUGAAGCACUCGGUUCAUCCGCUCUCGCGUCGUCCCGCAACGCCUCUCUCGCCGCCGGCUUGUCCUGGACGCGCCGGAUCGACGCUUUCUCGCGCGCGCUCGACUCGGCCUGCGACACGCCCGCCAACCAGGCCAUCUUGCGCUCGAGCUCGACCGCGUUCACGGCGCGCGACAUGAAGCGCAUCAUGGAGGCGCUCGGCGAGGAGACGCUCACGUACUGGGGCUUCAGCUACGGCACUAUCCUCGGCGCCACAUUCAGCGCCAUGUUCCCCGAGCUUGUCGGCCGCGUCGUACUCGACGGCGUGUCCGACUCGCAGACGUACACGAACGACUUGCUCGAGUGGGGCCGGUCGGGCAUGCACGACACGCGCAAGGUCAUCGAGGGCUUCUUCUCGUCGUGCGCCGAGUCGGGCCCGCGCGGGUGCGCGUUCGCGCCGCGCGACAACUCGACGGGCGAGGCGCUCGAGAAGCGGUACGACGCGCUCCUCGAACGGCUGCGCGACGAGCCGAUGCCGGUUGGCGCGAGCGCGGUCGGGCCUGGCGUGCUCACUGCCAGUGACGUGCAGUACACGAUGUUCCACUCUCUCUACGCGCCCAAGACCUGGCCGCACCUCGCGCAGCUCCUUGCCGACACCGAGCGCGGCAACGGCUCGGACCUGUUCGCGGCCGCCAACUCGGCUGCUCUCUCGCCGAGCCGCACGCCCUCGUCGGUCAAGCACUGGCCGUUCCGCCGUCCCUCGGGCGGCUUCUCGUCGUCGACGGCGGCCAUCAUGUGCUCCGACACGGACCCGGCCGCGUUGCGCAACUCGACCGUGCGCGGCGUGUGGGACUACAUGAACGAGCUCGCGAGGACGACGAGGAGCCCGACGGCCGACAUCUGGACGAUCUGGAUCACGCAGUGUCGCCACUGGAGCGCAAAGGCGCUCGAGGUGUACCGCGGCCCGUGGACUGUCGCCGACGGCCUCAAAAAGACCAACUACCCGAUCGUCUUCUUCUCGCUCGACGCCGACCCGGUCACGCCCCUGUCGGCCGCCGUCAAGAUGCAGCAAGGGUUCGGCAACAGCUCGUCGACGCUCGUCACCCAGUCCGGCUUCGGCCACUGCUCCCUCGCCCACCCGUCCCUGUGCACCGCCAAGACGAUCCGGUCCUACUUCCUCGACGGCACCGUUCCCGCCCUUGGCACGCACUGCGACGCCGACGACGGCUUCUUGUUCCCGCACCCGGGCAACGACAGCGCGACGGCGGCGGCGGGCGGGACGCUGUCGAAGGAGGACGCCGAGUUGCGGAGCGCCAUGUGGGAGCUGUCAGAGAGUGUGCACGCGGUGGGGAUGGGACCGCGUCGAUGAGCUGCAACUCGACGAUUUGCGCCCUC